This is a messenger RNA of Eleginops maclovinus (Patagonian blennie), 2111 nucleotides long. Its product is annotated as nuclear receptor ROR-alpha A-like. Lineage: Eukaryota; Metazoa; Chordata; Actinopteri; Perciformes; Eleginopidae. Gene Ontology annotation, molecular function: zinc ion binding; nuclear receptor activity; RNA polymerase II cis-regulatory region sequence-specific DNA binding. Gene Ontology annotation, cellular component: nucleus. The record is from RefSeq and is a predicted model, not a curated record. Gene Ontology annotation, biological process: regulation of transcription by RNA polymerase II.
ACACGCACACACCCCCCCCCCCCCCCCCCACACACACACACACACACACGCACACACCCAGUGAGACGGGAUUAUAGAUAUGUAUUUUGUGAUUUCUGCGAUGAAAGCUCAGAUCGAAAUCAUCCCCUGUAAGAUCUGUGGGGACAAAUCCUCGGGGAUCCACUAUGGGGUCAUCACCUGUGAGGGGUGCAAGGGUUUCUUCAGACGCAGUCAGCAGAGUAGCGCCUCCUACUCGUGUCCGCGUCAGAAGAACUGUCUGAUCGACCGAACGAGCCGAAACCGCUGCCAACACUGCCGUCUGCAGAAGUGUCUUACUGUGGGCAUGUCCAGAGAUGCUGUGAAGUUCGGCCGCAUGUCUAAGAAGCAGCGGGACAGUCUGUACGCCGAGGUUCAGAAGCACCGCCUGCAGCAGCAGCAGCAGCAGCAGCAGCAGCAGGCCCCCCCCCUGCUCCUGACCCUCCCCAGCACCCCGAGCCCAGGGGAGGCCGAGCCGCUGUCCCCCCUCUACAGCCCCUCUGGCGCCGGCCUCACCGAGCUGCAGGACGAAGCUGGAGGGGGAUACAUUGAGCAAAACUCCCCCGAAGGAGGAUCAGUGUCGUCAAAGGCAGACUCAGGAGGAGGAGGAGGAGGAGGAGGAGGAGGAGAGGCUCGGGGUUUCUACCUGGACAUCCAGCCGUCCCCGGACCAGUCAGGCCUCGACAUUAACGGCAUCAAACCGGAGCCGCUGAGCGACCUCAGCUCUAGCAGCGGCCUCCUCCCGUACUGCUCCCUCAGCGACGGAGGCGCCCCCCCCCUCUCCCUGGCUGACCUGGAUCAGCUGGCUCAGGUGACCUCCAAGUCUCACCUGGAGACGUGUCAGUACCUGAGGGAGGAGCUGCAGGCCAUGAGCUGGGACACGUUCCCGCAGGAGGAGGUGCAGAGCUACCAGAGCAAGCCACGGGAGGAGAUGUGGCAGCUGUGCGCCGUAAAGAUCACGGAGGCAAUCCAGUACGUGGUGGAGUUCGCCAAGCGCAUCGACGGCUUCAUGGAGCUCUGUCAGAACGACCAGAUCGUGCUGCUGAAAGCUGGCUCUCUGGAGGUGGUGCUGGUGCGGAUGUGUCGCCUCUUUGACUCGCAGAACAACAGCGUCUUCUUCGACGGGAAGUUCGCAGGUCCGGACGUCUUCAGAGCUUUAGGUUGUGAUGACUUGAUAUCCUCAGUGUUUGACUUCGCUAAGAGCAUGUGCUCGCUGCAUCUGUCUGAGGACGAGCUCGCUCUCUUCUCAGCCUUCAUCCUGCUCUCUGCAGACCGCUCGUGGCUGCAGGACAAGCUGCAGGUGGAGAAGCUGCAGCAGAAGACGGAGCUCGCCCUGAAACACGUGCUGCAGAAAAACCAGAGGGAGGACGGAGCCCUGAGCAAGCUCAGAUGCAAGGUGUCAGCGUUGCGUUCGCUGUGCGGUCGUCACUCGGAGAACCUUUCGGCGUUCAGAGCCGUUUACCCUGACACCGUGCGGACUCACUUCCCCCCACUGUACCGGGAACUGUUCGGAGCCGACAUGGAGCUCAACUUGCAUCCCAGCGACCACUGAGACAGGGAGGAGACAAGGGAGGAAACCAGGAGGGAAUGUUCUGCUCAAACAACUCGACUUUUCUCUCUCUUUUGUUUAUAGUUUCUGCCGUGAUGUCACCGGAGCGUUACUGAAAGCUGAAAUAUGUUCUACUGGACGCACCGCUCUUUGUCGUUGUUCCCUCCUCCCUGGAUCUGGACUCUCCUCAGACAUUGAAAGACUCCUUCAGUGUGGCCACUGCUUCUGUUCGUCCGACACCACGUCACCUCUUUUUUAUCCUCACGUCUGAGCAUCUCAACCGUGUCACAGAAAACACUUCUACAUCUCGUCGAGCGGCAGUUUGUCCUCGGAGCUCAUCAGGGUUUUUGUAAAAGGUUCCUGUUUCUAACUCUCAACGGUGGUUUGUCUUUUAUACGUCCUUAAGGCUGCACUAUUAUUUAUGAAACCGUUUUAGACACAUUUCUCAAAAGUCAAACUUACAGAUUUGCUGUCUUUGGAAACUCUUCCAGCACUAUAUUUAAAAAAAGUUGUAAAGUAAAUAAAGAGUUACUGCAUCAACGUUUAA